Thalassophryne amazonica is the source of this 5507-nucleotide messenger RNA. Its product is annotated as xenotropic and polytropic retrovirus receptor 1 homolog. Bases 203 to 2275 code for a protein of 690 amino acids. Gene Ontology annotation, biological process: phosphate ion transport; cellular response to phosphate starvation. NCBI's taxonomy places the organism in Eukaryota, Metazoa, Chordata, Actinopteri, Batrachoidiformes, Batrachoididae. Gene Ontology annotation, molecular function: inositol hexakisphosphate binding. The record is from RefSeq and is a predicted model, not a curated record. The transcript has 16 exons. Gene Ontology annotation, cellular component: Golgi apparatus; cytoplasm; plasma membrane.
AAACUCAAGGGAAAAGACGUUUUGUUUGUUUGUUGUUUCGCCUCGUCGAAGGAGUGUUCGCUUGCCGGUAUGUGCGCCGCCGCCGGUAGCUAGUUGCUGCUGCUGCUGGCUGAAGGUGAAGAAAAAAAGGGCAUCCUGUCUGUGAACCGCUCACGUCACUCAGCAACGUUUAAACCGUUUCCUGAUUCGGUCGUGAGCAGUUAUGAAAUUCACAGAACACCUUUCGGCUCACAUCACUCCGGAGUGGAGAAAACAGUACAUCCAGUAUGAGGCGUUUAAAGAGAUGCUAUAUGCUGCUCAAGACCAGGCCCCCUCCAUUGAAGUCACAGAUGAUGACACAGUUAAACGGUACUAUGCCAAGUUUGAGGAGAAGUUCUUCCAGACGUGUGAGAAGGAGCUGGCUAAGAUCAACACCUUUUACUCUGAAAAGCUGGCUGAGGCCCAGCGGCGUUUCGCCACGCUGCAGAAUGAGCUGCAGUCUUCACUGGAUGCCCAGAGAGAGAGCACGGCUCAUGCUCGUGGCCUGAGGAGAAGGAAGACUGUGUUCGCCCUGUCGCAGCAGGAGCGAUGCAAACACCGAAACAUUAAGGAUUUACAACUGGCCUUCUCGGAAUUCUAUCUCAGCCUCAUAUUGUUGCAGAACUAUCAGAACCUGAACUUCACAGGGUUCAGGAAGAUCCUAAAGAAGCAUGAUAAGAUUUUUGAGACAUCAAGGGGGGCAGACUGGAGAGUGGCCCAUGUCGAAGUCGCUCCAUUUUACACAUGCAAGAAAAUCACACAGCUCAUUUCAGAGACUGAGACAUUGGUGACGACAGAGUUAGAAGGCGGCGACAGGCAAAAGGCAAUGAAGAGGCUGAGGGUGCCUCCCCUCGGAGCUGCACAGCCUGCUCCUGCCUGGACCACUUUCAGGGUUGGCCUUUACUGCGGGGUGUUCCUUGUUUUAAUAGUCAGUGUGGUUAUUACAGGAGCUGUGGUGAUUGGUGAUCACAAUGUUUGGCCUAUGGUCAGGAUCUACAGAGGCGGGUUCUUGUUAAUAGAAUUCCUCUUCCUGUUGGGCAUCAACACUUACGGCUGGAGGCAGGCAGGAGUAAACCACGUACUCAUAUUUGAGCUCAACCCCAGGAACAACCUGUCCCACCAACAUUUAUUUGAGAUUGCAGGUCUUCUGGGGGUGCUGUGGUGUGUCAGCCUUCUGUCGUGUCUGUUCAGCUCCAGCAUCCCAGUACCAAUGCAGGUCAAUCCUUUGGCUCUUUACGGCUUCUUCCUCCUUUUCCUCAUCAACCCCAUCAAGACCUGCUACUACAAGUCGCGCUUCUGGCUGCUCAAGCUCCUGUUUCGGGUGAUGACUGCUCCAUUUCACAGAGUGGGCUUUGCAGACUUUUGGCUGGCGGACCAGCUGAACUCUUUGGUGGUUCUUCUGAUGGAUCUGGAGUACAUGAUCUGUUUCUAUAGCUUUGAACUGGACUGGCACAGACAUGAUGGACUCAUCAGCAGUAAUGGUCAAGUGUGUAAUUCCUACUCCUAUGGCGUCCGUGCGGUCAUCCAGUGUCUUCCUGCUUGGUUCCGAUUCAUCCAGUGUCUGCGACGUUACCGUGACACCAAACGGGCUUUUCCUCACCUUGUUAAUGCUGGAAAAUACUCCACGACCUUCUUUGUUGUCACCUUCUCUGCCCUCUACAGUACACAUAAAGCUGAACACCAGUCUGAUGCCCAGAUCUUCUUCUACUUGUAUAUCAGCUGUUUAGUGGUCAGUUCGUGUUACACACUGGUCUGGGAUCUGAAGAUGGACUGGGGUCUGUUUGACAGGAAUGCAGGAGAGAAUACCUUUUUGAGAGAGGAGAUUGUUUACCCACAUAAGGCCUAUUACUACAGUGCCAUAGUGGAGGAUGUGCUGUUACGCUUUUCGUGGACUUUAACGGUCACCCUCAGCACACUCACAAGUUUUCAUGGGAUUUCUGACAUCCUGGCUACAAUACUGGCCCCAAUGGAGGUCUUUAGGCGUUUUGUGUGGAACUUCUUCCGACUGGAGAACGAGCACCUAAAUAACUGUGGUGAGUUCAGGGCUGUCAGAGACAUUAGCGUGGCUCCACUGAACGCCGAUGACCAGACCCUGCUCGAGCAGAUGAUGGACCAGGAGGAUGGCGUCAGGAACCGGCAAGGAAAGAAGAACUGGAAGAGGAGCUACAGCAUGAGUCUACGCAGGCCACGCCUCUCCUCGCAAUCAAAGACUCGUGACACCAAGAUUUUGAUUGAGGACACCGAUGACGACUCCUGACAUCAGGCCACGCCACUCGCUUGGGUCCAGAAUUUAUUUAAAGGAGGGAUGUCAGCCUCCUAAUCAACGAACAACCCAGCGAGUCAGGCGUUGAACUCCCACAGAGGACAGGGUUUUAGCUCUGUUGCCUAUUUAAACUUGUUUCUAGCUCAGAAGCCUCUGCUUGGUUUUGGAAUUUUUUGUGUGUUUGCUCCUCUUGUGCAGACAGCUCAGCAGAUCACUGGGUGACCUGUUAACCUGCACCUUCCUACGAUAAUGAGCAGGGGAACACUUGUAACUGUCAACCUGCGUUAGUGGAGCAGUAGGUAGUAACUCUCUGUCAGUCGCCCAUAGCUACUCAGAGGCUGAUCUUUGAACUACACUUGCUGUGGUCCCAUCGCAACCUUCAACCAUUGCUUGGGUUCUGUGUCCUCAAAGACUCAGCCUUGCAUGAACAAGGCAGCACCACGGAAUGCCAGCUGAUGCUCCGCCCUCUACGCCACAGCUUUCCUCGCAGGGAUCAGCCAACUGGUGCUGAGGACCAAAACCGUUUUGCUCUGCUUCUGUUAGUCUCCACCUGAUGGCCCGUAGAGAAUGGACUUUGGUUUCUUGUCAGCACUUUAAAAGAUCUUGAAUGGAUCUGGAGUUUGGUCUGGAUGGGCCUGAAACCAUUGUCCACCAGUUACAGAAUAAAAACUUUGGCACGGUCUCUGCCGUGUCUUGGGGACCUCUUGGUCUUCCCUUGGACUCGCUGCAGGGCCUUCUGUGUUCAAGCACACCAUCUUUGCUCUUCAGUUUGUCUCGCCAAAUGAUCACAGAGUUGUCUAGAUACUCUCUCACAACAUUUAUUAUUUUUUUUAGAAAACCACACUUAAAUGUGCACUUUGUUCAUAAACUGUGUUCAGACACACAAAGAUUUUAACGUGUCAUUUGUCUCCAUCAGCAGUGAACGUCACCUUUUCUUUUUGAAACUUUAGAAGGAAACGCAGGGAGAUUAUUCAUAACCACGAUUUUAAACGUGAUGGACCCAGUGAGGAGGUCACGUGGCUCUCGGAUUAAAGCAUAAACGUUCCUAAAACAGGAAAUGUGACAUUCAUGCGGAAAGAAAAAAAAACCCAGCAGCUGUUAGAACACUUUGGUCCCACUGCUGAGGACCCGUCUUUAUUUUAGUUACCCAAAAUAUAAUUAUAAUAGUUCUCAGUCAAGCUAGGUGGAAAAAUAUUCUGAAUGUGGAUUAUUUUUCUUUUUUUCUGAAUGCCGAGUUUUGCUGAAUGCUAAUUUAUUUACGUUUGUUGGGGUUGAGAGAGUAAUUUGUGCUGUUUGACCAGCCUAAAAAAAAAAAAAAAAAUCUGAAAUUACUGCCACUGCUCCUUUUUUUAUUUAUUUUUUUUAUUUGUGAAAACACAAGUACCAUGCAGUAAUGUUGUAUGUGUAACAUACGUUGUGAUGAAAAAGGGGGAUGGAUACCUGUCGGUCACACACUCAAUUUAAAUGUGCAGUUUGGUGAUGAUGCGUCUGAGCCAAAUGACACAGUAACCCGUUUUUAAAUCACUGGCAUGUGUGUGUGAAUAUUUUGUUCUUCUACAGUCUUGAUGUUUCUUCUGAUGAGGUUUGGACGAGUUUGGUCCAGUUUCCAACAUUUACUCAUAAAUGUCAUUUUUGUGAGCCUUAAAAACAUCCAACCACAACCUCUUUUCAUACUUGUAAUGAUACUUUUGAUUUUUCUGAUGGAUUGAUAUUGUUUCCAAUAUUUAAAAAAACAUUCCAUCUGUAGAUUUUUAUUUGUUUUGUUUUUUUAAUCUGACUGAACACGCGUUCCUCACCUCAUCAGGAUAUUAUAAAGGUGUUUUUACAACAUUAGUGGGUCCACAAGCACUCUGUUGUAACAGCUCUUUAAAUAGUGGGUAUUUACUCAGAUGAUUAGUGGGUACUGGGGAGGUGAUGGUCUAGUUGUUAAGCAGUGGGCUCGAGACCAGAGGAUCCUCGGUUUAAACCCCCGCCGGACCAGAAAAUCACUAAGAGUUAUGGCAAAGUCCUUAAUACCCCAGUUGCUCCGAGUGUGCAGUUUAGCGGCUUGCAUGGCAGCACCAUGGCAUCAGUGUGCAAGUGAAGGGGUGAAUGUGAGGCGCUUUGAGCUUCUGAUUCAGAUAGAAAAGCGCUAUAAAUAUGUACACCUUCCAUUUACCGUUUGUAAACACGUCAGCGAUAGACUUCUGCUUUUUUUUUUUUUUUACCCGGUUCGUUGUGUGACAGUCUUAUUUAACAGGUCAGGUCUGAUCCUAGACCAGUUCACCAUUCCACAGAACUGACUUGGGUCCAUUAUGGCAACCACCCAGGCAGAAAACCGGCCCAUAUCCUGUUGGAAGUAUCCAUCUAUUUGCUGUAGUCAGGUGAAACGCUGGCGUCCCUUUUACGUUCUCCAGCAGCUGGAGUUCUCAAACACCGAGGCACUUGUGUAUCGGUGUCCUAACAUUUCAUCCUACCAAGGCUUUAGUGCACAUGCGCACAACACAAAAAUGUCAUUUUUUUUAGUGGACAGUAUUAAUUGCUUUCCAGUUUAUUAAAGUUAAUACUUGAUUUUGAAUUUUUGAAUGUACUUAUUGUUUGUGGCUUGUCGUUCGAUUGUCAUUCUCUGUAUUAGCAUACUUGUGUAAGCAUGCUGUUAGCUUUGUGGACCUUGUGCAUUUGGUGUCACCAGUAAAGUUCUGUUUAGAUUAAUUUUUACAUUUUACGUUAUGUUUUACGUCAUUCAAAACAGCAGAUACUGGCUAAAUAACCGAAUUUAUAAUUACUGUAAACCACUUGAAGGAUGCGUCUAUAAAUUCAGAGUAUGGUAGGAUGUUUCGACAAAGUAGGAUGGAUCGUCAGGACACCCGCUCAUGCCCAGUGAUAGCAGACAUUCCAUCACAAUGCAAGUGAUACUUUUCAUCUGAGGCUCCCUAAGUAACCACUUGUUCGACAAAACAUUAUUCCAGAGAUAUCCGAGGAUCCUCCAAGGAGACCUGGUACCAAAGUUGUCUCAUCGUUGCCUUAGGAGACUGGUUCUCCUGGGUAAUUUAACAGUUUGGUAUAAAUUUGGUGGUUCAGUUUUCAUUGUGAACCCUAGAAGCUUUAAACCUGAACCCCAUUUUUAGAUGUUUUUGCUUUUAAUGUUUAUGGUAAUUGGUUCAGUAAUGAUUUAAAACAGGAUCUCAACAGGUAAAAAAAAAUCUCAUUAGAAGUGUCUGCAAAAGUUGAACCCAAAAACAUCUUU